Messenger RNA from Anoplophora glabripennis (Asian longhorned beetle), 6157 nucleotides. Its product is annotated as restin homolog. NCBI's taxonomy places the organism in Eukaryota, Metazoa, Arthropoda, Insecta, Coleoptera, Cerambycidae. The record is from RefSeq and is a predicted model, not a curated record. Gene Ontology annotation, molecular function: microtubule binding. Bases 72 to 5207 code for a protein of 1711 amino acids. Gene Ontology annotation, cellular component: cytoplasm; nucleus. The transcript has 13 exons.
UAUUGAUCGUGUGAAAUGAGUAUCGAAGUAAAUAGUUCUAAUUCCUGGCAAAUUUAAUAGUGUAGACCAACAUGUCAAAGGCGGGUCCCUGCCGGAUUCCCACAUUCGGUUCCAGGAUACCCCAGAUCCAUUCCAAGACGAAAUCCUGCGAGAUAAGCAACAAACAAAUCGGCGAAAGGGUUCGCAUCGGAGAGAAGGAGGGAAUAUUGAAAUUUGUGGGAAACGUGCACUUCUCCAAAGGUGUGUGGUGUGGCAUCGAACUAACCAACUCGACCGGUAAGAACGAUGGCAUCGUCAACGGUGUCCGAUAUUUCGCCUGCGCGGACCGCUGCGGGUUGAUGGCGCCACAGUCUAAGGUCUCGCUACUCACCACUGGCAGCUGCGAAUCGCUGAAUGACGAUGUGUCUUCAGGACCGUACUCUAUGUUAUUUAUCGAACCCAAGCUUGAUGAUACUUUUAUAAGUAAUGAAAAUGGUAUCGGUAAUAUUUUGGAGCAGCAGAAUGAUGCAACCGAAAGAGAAAGUUUAAAUUCGAGGAAAGAAUUUAGCAAUCCUGAUAGGAAUAAGGCGAAUGAAACUUUCAUUGGUAACCAGAACGCGUUUUUAGAUAACACUUGUACAUACGAAAUUUUAGAUAAGCAGAAUUCUUCCAAUUCAUCAGACGAGUUUAAUGACACAAUUAUCGAAACGAGAUUAGAUGAAACGUUUAAUGCGAAACAACAUUUAAAUUUUACUCUAAACGUAAAUGAAACAAUAAGUCAAGAAGCUGCAAACAUAUACUCACCACAAAAAGGUGCCUCAUCUCAACUUUGCGAAAAAAGAGCAUACGAAGAUAACGCAACUUACAACUUCGGUAGAAGAAGAGCGUUCGAUCUUAAACCUUUGAACGAUACAACCAACGUGAGUAAAAACUACCCAACAUUUGACUUUGAGAAGAGCAAGAAGAGAUCGAGUAAAGUCUUUGACAUUUCUCUCGAUGACGUCAAUACAACGAUCAUAAAUAGCGCUAAUUCUCUAUCGCCGUCUGUGGAGGUUAAAGCUUUUGCCACUAACCAAACGGAAACGCCUUUAAUUGAACGCAAUCUGAAUUAUUUGCCAAUUAACAAAUCCUGCGAAAGCUUGCUGAGCGGUUCCAGCGUAGAAGUUAAGCGACGCCGCACUUCCAAUCCGAAAACCCAAAAAGUGGAAGCGAUCAUCCUGAAAAAUCUGCCGAGUUCUGUAGACAAACCUUCGUCGUUGCCUCAGCUGAGAAACAGUUUCAACGCGAGUAGCCCUCCUAGGUCGGCGCCUGCUUUAAAUAAAUUGACUUAUUCCACUCCCAAUAGAGGCGAGUUUACCGAUGCCUUAUUAAGGAAGCUACGAAUCAGCUCCGUGGGGUCUUCUGGCGCUUCCGAUAAGAACACAAACUACGACGAUGACAGCAGCAAAAGAAAUUCCCUGGAAUUCGAGGAGUCUCUCGGUAUAUUAACUCCGGAUCAGAUGAUAGACGGAACUAUAUUCACUAACGUGCAGUCGAGGUCACCAAGUUUAGAAUACGACGGUAACGUUAACGAAUUCGAUUCAAAGACCCAGGAAAACUGCUCAAAAUCCGAGUUGCCUAGUCCCAGGGAUUCGAGUCUUGGGAUUUUAGAUGAAAGUGUUGCAAUGAAAAACUGUCUAGGCCUCACUUUAGAAGUCACAACCAAUAAAGAGGUCAAAGAGACGGAAUUACAGAGUCCCAAUCUAACCAGUAUGACUGAUUGCAGCCUUGGUAUUUUAGACGCACAAGUGAUAUCUAACUUAACGUUAAAAACAGACACUACGGUGAACAUGGAACUGCCUCUAGACUCUAUAGAUAAAUCGAAAGACUUUAAGUUUACGCGACUGGAGCAGACGCCAUCUCCGGAAGAACUGCCUUUGGAUCCCACUCCGGUGGUCGAGUCGGACUCGAAAACGGAGCCAUCCAAAUCGAAGACAACAAAUAAUAGCUUUAUCACUAGCAUAACCAGUAUCACUAGCCUAGAUACAGGGUAUCAAGGAGAUGGCGAAAUGUCCAGGCCCGCUAGUCGGGGUCCCGACAACUCUCCCUUAACCAGGAGGCCUCUACCUAGACCGCAACCUCGACGGCCCGAUCCCAUGACUGAUUCGGAUUUCUACACCGAAAGCGAUGCCGAUAAUCACGAGGACAAUCAGUUACGCGGCGACCGAAGGGCUCAAGUCAUAGACGGAACCCUCUAUGGAGUUGAUCCUCAAGCUGCCGCAGAUAUUUACGUCAACAAUCGAGAGAAUAUGGACUCUAGCGGCAUUUUCACAGAUUUGGAAAACAACACCCGUAACGAAGAAGACAUGCCCAACGAAGUGCCUGACGUAUCCCCUUCGGAUGCGUCCACCAAGACAAUAUCGGAAAAUAGUCAGAAUAACCUACAGGAAGUCUUGGAAAAAAAAUCCUCGAAACAAGAUAACAAGGAUAUCGACAAAACGGUGCAAAAGGAGAAUCCUAAAAAGCGAAACGCGCCUAGCCCUGUCGUUUCCAAUCCCUCAAACGUUUCAUCUCCGAGACACAGAGCAAAAGAGGAGAACGCCGCUAAGAAAUACAAAAUGCCGAAAAGGGACGUGGCGUCGAAAGUCAAAGCCAUGCUGGAACCCAAUCUGUUACAACAGAAUGAAAAAAAGUCUGCUAAAAAACCUGUGGGAAGGUGGGACGCCGUUAUGAAGAAAAUAUCUACGAACGAGCAAACUAAAACUAAUCUAAAAGAAGUGAAAUCCAAAGUGUUCGAUAACGUAAACGUGAAAAAAAUGGGCGUCCAACGGACGAACGAGAGGAAACCUAAUACUAGAUCCCCUGGAAAUCCGAAGAGCCCGAGCAGCAAAACUCUGACUGUAAUCAGUAAUGCCCUUGAAGGGACCACGAAGUCUGCCAGUCGUAGAAAUUUUCUCUCACCGGACAGUGCCGUUUUAAACAAGAAGUCUCCAGAGUACAAAAAUCAAUUAACGCCGAAGGAAAAGCAUGGAGUAAAGCAGUGGAUGCCAAAGUCUGAACCUCGUCGAAUAAGAAACCGGACUUCCGCAUCCAGUACACCAAAAAACAUUGGCAGCAACGUCGAGAGUAGCAUCCACAGCUCUCUAAGUGACCUUAGUGCAGGGACUAUACCAACCAAAAAAAUUGUAGGGCCUGCUAAAAAAAGAGAUGUGGUUCAAGUUACCCAGGUCCUUACAGCGAACAAGUUGUCGCCGAGGAACCAACAACAACAGACUGCUCUCGAAAAUAAAAAAAAUGCAUCUUUACAUCCGUCUUCGUCUAACGAAUCCAAAGCGAGCCGAACAAUCUUUUCAUCGAAAGAUAAGAAGCAGGCAGCUGCUAAAGAGUGCGGCAGAGGUACAGUGAAAGGGGGUCGCACGUCGCCCUCCGUACGGCCCCCUACGCAGGCCCGGGUUCCCACAAAACAAGUGCCUCGAGUUGCCGAAGCCCUUGCCGUUCUUGUUCAGCACCUCGUUUUCAACGUAGAAGCAUACCAAGUCCCAAGACUUAAACGACAAGUCGAAAAAUUUCACAUAGAAACUGACGAAUUGCGAUUAGCAUGUCGAGAGUUAGAAGAAAAGUUACACGGAGAACGGAUAGAGCAGACAAGACUACUGGAAGAAGAAAGAAAACGAUGCCAAAAUGACAUCGAUGAUUUAAUCGACAAACACAGGGAUCAACUUACAGAGUUAAAUAAUCGACAUGAUGAAUUAGAACAGUAUCUGAGGGCGGAAAAGGAACAAGCAGAACAGAAUCUUUGCAAACAGCAUGAAGAUCAACUCAUCACCCUUAAGAAGGAAUUCGAUAAAUUGCAGAGAACCCAUGAAGAAUCCCUAGAUAUUCUUCGUGAAGAAAACAAUGCAAUUAGAGAGCAGAUAGAUGAGAAACAGCUAGAAGUAGAAAAAGCCAAACAUGAAAGUAUGAAGUUGAAAAAAGAUUAUGAAAACAAAGAGAUACUUUUCAAAGAGCAUAAUCACAAGCUUGAACAACAAGUGUCACAAUUAAAAAGCGACCUGGAAGAUAGAAUUAAAAAUUUAAUUGAAGAAAACAAAAGGCUCAGAGAUGAGAAUGAUAGAUUAUUGAGCUAUGGAGAUGACAAAGAAAUUGGUUUACAGGAGGUACAGUCUUUAAGAGCAGUAUUGGAACUAAAACAAAAAGAAGUUGGAGAACUACGGAAAGCCUUAGCAGAAGCAUCACAAAAGGCAGAGGUAUUAGUAGGCGCAGAAGAAAAGGCUAGGUUCCUUAAGGCAAAGUGCGAGGAUCUUCAACUACAACUACAAAGGAAAUCUGAAUAUGAACAGGGCCUGUUACAAGAAAACCAGAAAUUAAAAGAUAGCUUCAAAGAAGAAUCAAACCAGAAGAAGCGAUUAUCCCAACAUAAUGAGGAAUUAAAGUGGAAGCUAAAGCAAAACAAAGAAGUAAUUUCCAAAGUUCUGGAGCAAACAGGAGACACUGCCAGUUUUAACCGGUCAUUACUUAGCUCCAGUUUUAAUGAGAAACAUAGUUCAUCGAAGUUAAACUUGGAACGAACCCUGUCCUUUCGGGAACGUACAUACUCCAACAAGUCUAACAUAAGUGUAGAAGAUUCCAUUAGGUCAAGAAAAUCAAAAAACUCUUUAGAAUUUGAUGUAGAAGAUUUGUCUCCACCAACUUCACCCAAAGUGAAAGGAGUGGUGGAAAAAUCCGAUUCAGUUAGUUACGUAUUAGAUUUAGAUGAAAGUCCUGAUGUAGUGGCAUCGAGAAUUGUAAGAAGAAGCUUCAGGAAUACCACACCUCCAAAAAAUACUCCAACAAAAUCACCUUGUAAUAAACGCCCUCGCAUACGGAUGUCCUUGAGCCAAAGCGCUUCGUCUAGUGCUAUAAUUACUUCAAACAGGAAUGAAUUCGAUAGGCCUAAGUCAGCCUCAGUCAGAAAUGGCGAAUGUGAUAAUGACAAUGUGUUUAUAUGGACAAGUUCCAUUAGUAGUUCACCGAAAAAUCUUUGUGACAAGUUCGAUGAGAGUUGUGAAUCGUCCAAUUCAAGUAUGAAACUCGAAGAUCACUUAGACUUGGAUGAAGACCAUGAUGUCGACAUACAACUGCCAGCACUACCUAGCGAACUUGACAGGCAGCGUGCACGACCAUUGCCAAGCCCCAAACAUUUAGCAGGGGAGUCGAUGGUUUCGGAGAGUAAUUCAGAGGAUGAGAGUACGAGUUCUUCGCAAUUGUGAGACGAACUUUCAUUUUAAUCGAUAGUGGUCGAUAUGUAUAUUGAUACUUUACAAAAUUUUAUUUAAAUAACUGAUAAUUUUUUAUGUUUGCAUUUUUUACAUUUAUUCUGGAUCUGGUUAACGGAAUAUGUGCUUUUAUAUACAUUUUCUACUUGUAAAUUAACUCUAUUAGCUACUUUUAUGUGUCCUUUAGAUUUAUUCACAGAAAUAUAUUUUCUUUUAUGGAGCCAUUUAUUUUUACUAUUAUUAAAGGGGCCCGUCCGGCGUAUGUGUGGCCACUUCACUGUGAAUGAGGGCAACAGCUGCCAGUGUAUGUAUGCAAUAUGUUUUUCUGGAAUUAUUUCGCUCAUGAGAGGCCACGCCCUGGAUGGGUUACUGAUUAUUAAUCAUUAUGGGUUGUGAUUUAUAUGUAAUAUUACAAUAUUCCCUACUCCAGUAUUAAAACAAGUUUGUUUAGUACAAUACUGCUAACCUGUGUAUAUUUUUUUAUGUAUGUAAUGUUAUUUGUUUCUUGUUAAUUUUUGAGUGUAUUAAUAUAAUAUUUAUUUAAUAGUAAGAGACCAAAUAGAUUUCCACAUUUCAUAUUUAUUGUAUAAAGAGUUCCAAAUGUUGCAUAUGAUAGUUAAUUAGUACAUUAAAUUUAUUAAAUUGUAUUCGCCUAUUAUUUCUAAAUCCCAAAGUCGUAAGUUUGGUCCAGGAAAUGAAAGAAAACCGAGAGAUCUCAUGCAGCUGCUCAUGGAGUACCCCCGUAACCCAGCCAACAAAUAAUCAAAAAUUCAUACUGAAAAACCCUUUGCCUUUUCUGUGAGAAUUUUGAAUUGAAAUUGAAAAAAUUCUAUGUACAUAUGAAACAUGACCUGAUCCAUAACAUUUUAGAUAAAAAAUUAAGAUCUUGAGCUAUUUUGUCAUACAAACUAGAUCUGUCAAAUUCUAGUUGGGGUGGUUGCAAA